Exserohilum turcica Et28A is the source of this 1546-nucleotide messenger RNA. RefSeq names its product carbohydrate esterase family 15 protein. The record is from RefSeq and is a predicted model, not a curated record. The coding region runs from base 182 to 1354 and encodes 390 amino acids. Lineage: Eukaryota; Fungi; Ascomycota; Dothideomycetes; Pleosporales; Pleosporaceae. The transcript has a single exon.
UUGAACCGUACGCAUGCUACAUAUCCAGCAGGCCGUCUCCGUAGCUUCAUUUACGAGCUAUAUUAUGCCAGAAACAUGUGGAGUGUUUGUGGAGAGAAGGAUCAACAUAUAAAAGGUCAAGACACUCGCCGAAACACUGACUUGAGCACAUAGCGUGUAGAAUACCACCAACCAGCCCAGUAUGAAGCAUUCAGUCGUCUUCUCACUUUUGUAUAGUGCUGUUCUUGCGGCGCCUAUAUUGGAGGAGCGCCAGGCAACAUGCAACGUCCCCACAACGUUCCCGUCGACCACAAACUCCAAGCUACCCAACCCUUUCAAGUUUUUCGACGGAAGGUCCGUCACGACCAAAGACGACUUUGCGUGCAAAAACAGAGAGGUCAGCGCAGCUCUGCAGGCCCAAGAACUUGGUGAUUUCCCCAAGAAGCCUUCCACUGUCACUGCAAGCUUUUCAGGCUCCUCGCUCUCGAUUACUUCGACCGAGGCUGGGAAAUCCGUCUCCUUUUCUGUUUCCAUCAAGAAGCCCAGUGGAAACGGACCAUUCCCAGCCAUCAUCGCCUACGGUGCUGCCAGUAUCCCAAUUCCGAGCGAAGUAGCGACCAUCACUUUCAACAACGAUGAAGUUGCCCAGCAGUCGGGCCAGAGCAGCCGUGGAAAGGGCAAGUUCUACGAUCUGUACGGCUCGAGCCACAGUGCCGGUGCCCUGACUGCGUGGGCGUGGGGAGUGGACCGAAUCAUGGAUGCUCUCGAGGCUACUCCUGCUGCGGGCAUUGACCCCAAGCGCGUUGGUGUGACUGGAUGCUCGCGAAACGGCAAGGGUGCGUUUGUUGCGGCGGCCCUGGUGGACCGGAUUGCUCUCGGUCUGCCUCAAGAGUCUGGUGCUGGCGGUGCUGCGUGCUGGCGCAUCUCUGACUCGGAAAAGGCCAAGGGUAAGAACAUCCAGACGUCGAGCCAGAUUGUCGGCGAGAAUGUGUGGUUCUCGCCCAGAUUCAACUCAUUCAGCACUCGGUCCAGUACGCUCGCUACCGACCAUCAUCAGCUCGCGGGUAUGGUUGCGCCCCGUGGUCUGCUUGUUAUCGAGAACGAAAUCGACUGGUUGGGGCCCGUUUCCACAACCGCGUGCAUGAAGGCUGGUCGUCUCAUCUACAAGGCUCUUGGCGUGCCAGACAACAUGGGCUUUACAGGCUCGGGCAACCACAACCACUGCCAGUUCCCGUCGAGCCAGCAGGCCGACCUCAGUGCCUUCAUCAGCCGGUUCCUGCUUGGCCAGAACGCCAACACGGCCAACAUCGAAAAGGGCCCGUCUGGCGCGGAUGCUGCGACCUACAUUGACUGGACGGCGCCCACGCUCACGUAGGAUGUGUGGUCUCGUGAUGGCAAAAGGGGCGUGUGGUUUCAGGUGGCUCCGAGCGGGAUACAUGUACAUAGCAACGACUCGUAGUUGAAUGCCAAUGCUUGCAAAGCGAGCAGCCUUGUUGCACAAGCCAUGUGUCGAGGGUUGGUCAGCUGAUGCUCGUCGACUCCCGGGAUAAGCAGCAACUCUUGGCAG